AUUAGUUUUUAAAUCGUUAUACUGUUGUAGUAAGCAAGUUACUACUUAACAAUAAAACAAAUCCCACAGGUACAUAACUAUACUAUACUAUAAUUUAGAUACUGUAAUUCGGCAUACAUCGGAUAAUAGAGACGGAGGUAAGGGUUCUUUCUGUAUAUUACAUUUUAAUGUCUUGGGGAAGAGACGGUAGAUAUUAGGAACUCACUGAACCAUAAUUAUGGUAAGGGUACGGAAGAUGUUCAAAUAUAAAAAUAUAUACUAUAUGAUUAUUUUGAUUACAACGCUGUACGCUGUACGUGACGAUAUCCAAUAUAAAAAAUAUUAGUGAUUAUCUCAAACCGAAUACACAGAAUUAUACUGGAAGUCAUGAAAGGCGUGGGCUGGAACGAUGUUCACACAAACCACAUCCGUGAGCCGAGAUACAGUAUCUAUAGGCAAGGGGUACGGGGAACUGCAUAUAAAAGGGAGCCCGAAUCGGCCUGUUUUCAGACGUGUACUACCACCCAUUAGUGCAAGCACCUUCACGCCACUCUGUACGAGCAUAUUUUGGACUUAGAAAAAUUAUCAACAAUAUAAUAAAAUUCACAAUAAAACAACAACUGUCUUUUAUUUAUUAUCAACCACGACUACAACAUCAAACAAAUUGUCUGCGACCCGCAACGAUAAUAUCUCGGCAGCCACUUAUCUGCUAUUAGAACUACGAUAGUAGGUACCAAGCUGUCGAGAACAUUACACUGGCGCAGUCGAAAAAGGAGGUUCAAGGAGUUUCAAGACGAGGCGAGCAGUCAAAGCGGCGGAUUUAAAUUUCCAAAGGCGAGUCUAGCAGUCAAGGCGGCUACAUUCAACUUCGGAGAUCCAGUACCGACGCAGCGGCUACACCACGUCAAGCAGCUCCACGGAGGUAACAGUUAAGGUCUGAUCAACCAAGGCGACUCCGGGAUCAACGAACAAAUUCAAGACGGGCCAGCAGUCAAUCAAGAAAAUGAACACAGCAGUGGCAACAACGUUGUUGUUAUCUCUGAUUACGGCAGGACAUGGUCAAAUUCCAUAUAAGGUGGAAGAAUUUAGAAAUCAAACACUGAUGUAUUAUGAAAAUUACGGUACAGUUCGGUUGACAGGAGCGACCUGGCAACUGAUCACGUAUUUACCAUUAAAAAAUUAUGACCUUAGGCAUGACAAAUUACAAUUGGAAAUAGGUAUAAUAACUAAUCUUUGUAAAAACAGCGCAACAACACUUGAAAUGUGUUCUAGGCUAGACAAUAUCUUUAAAGUAAUGUUUCAAGAAAUUUCCUUACAACGAGAAAAAAUGUACGAAUCGAUAGGUAGGUACACCGAACAAUCGGAAACAACCACGUACACAAGUAGGAAAAGGCGGGGUCUAAUAAAUUUCGUAGGAUCGGCCAUGAAAACAUUAUUCGGGGUAUGUGAUGAAGAAUGUGCAAAAGAAUCGGUGGAGGAAAUAGGUAAAAUAGAACGAACUAACGAACGCAUGUUACACAUACUUAAAGACCAAACUACGGUAGUUAAAUCUACUGUAAAGGGGAUUAGUACCACAUCGGAUGAAAUAAAUAAAUUAUACAAUGAGUUAGUUAAUAAAAAAGAUAUAAUAAACGAAGUAAUUAACAAAACAAACACGUUAGAAGCAUUAGUUUUAUCAAAUAAAAUACAUGGUAUAUUCACAGCACUAUUAUCGCAAUAUUCAAUGGAAACGCAAUCGAUAGGUGCUAUUAUAACUGCGGCUAGGACAGGGGUAAUACACCCAAGUUUAAUGACACCGCGAGAAAUGGCAGAUCAUUUAACGCAAAUUAAGUUAACUUUACCUAUUAAUUUAAAUUUGCCUAUGGGCACAAAUCCGAAUGAAAUUUACGAGUUAAGUAAAAUUACAAAAAUGGCAGUGUUCUAUAAGGAUAGUCAAAUAGUAUUCGUAAUAAAACUUCCGCUGGUUACCGAAUUGGAGCUCACGUUGUUCAGAAUACUUCCAAUACCACAGCCGGUCGAAACAAUGAUAAACGGAAUGAAAAAUAAAAAUCAUAGUAUUGUUUUAAAACCAGAAUUCCAAUAUGUAGCGAUUACAAAGAAUAGGGAACAAUAUACCACGUUCACAGAAACUCAGCUUUUACAUUGUACGGAAACAGAAAUAUUUACAAUAUGUCCAGAGUUUUCACCAGUCGUACACUCGAACAACAAAAAUCCAUGUGAGAUAGCUUUAUUCAAAAAUCCGGAUGUCUUGCCAGAAACAUGCGAGACGGGAGUCCUAGUAUUAUCGAAAGACAUAUUUUAUAAAUUAAAACAUGCAAACACCUGGAUAUACACAACAAAGGGUGAAACAUUGACUAUUGCGUGUAGGGAAAACUCGGAACCAUAUAUUACAAAAAUACGGAAGCAAGGAUUAAUUUGGUUAAGCUCAAAAUGCAGAGCGUACGGAAACGAUAUCAUUUUAAAUCCGACACAAGAAAUAAAAUCAAAACACUAUGUUAACUUUAUACCCGAAGUAGGACAGGGAAAAAUAUCAUUUAAGGUAUCCGAUAGAAUAAAGAGUAUGAACCUACCUAAGAUAAUGGUAAACCAAGAUUCACAUAAACUCGAAAAAAUACACGAAAUAGCACAAUCGUUAGAUAAGGUGCAACAACAAAUCGACAAUGAAAUAUUAACACAAUCAGGACAGCUUACUUCGUUGCGACGUCCGCAAUAUGAAAUGGUACGAUUAGGUAGAAGUAAACUCUGUACGGAUGAUGUCAAGGUUGAACAAAAGUUUAAUAAGGUAGACGAGCAAAAUACGCUCGGAGGGGAGGAUGUACCACCUCAAAUAAAAUAA
Metopolophium dirhodum (rose-grain aphid) is the source of this 2815-nucleotide messenger RNA. RefSeq lists its product as uncharacterized. Bases 983 to 2815 code for a protein of 610 amino acids. The record is from RefSeq and is a predicted model, not a curated record. The transcript has 3 exons. NCBI's taxonomy places the organism in Eukaryota, Metazoa, Arthropoda, Insecta, Hemiptera, Aphididae.